Molecule: messenger RNA, 2841 nt
Organism: Perca fluviatilis (European perch)
Lineage: Eukaryota; Metazoa; Chordata; Actinopteri; Perciformes; Percidae
Product: lamin-A-like
Exons: 13
Coding region: 353-2359 (668 amino acids)
Source: RefSeq, a predicted model, not a curated record
CUCUAUUUCCAUGGUGAGGAGAUACAUACACACACACAGAAAACGUCUUUUCCCCCUGCAUCAGAACUUGAUUGGACCUGUGACUCCAUUAACUCCACCCCGAGGAAAUAAAUAUAUAAGGCCAGAAUCAACUUGGGUUUGAGUGUCAGACAUUUGAGACUUUCAAGAUGACUUGUGGGAAUUAUUCUAUCACUCACUGGGAAUAUGGUGCAAAGGAUUUGUGGACUUUUCCCUCUUUGGAUUCAGUGGACGAGCUUGCCAACAGGAUAUUUUUCUGGCAUGGAUAACAACAAAACAGCGCUUUAAGCCAGUGACUCACCCCCUCCGCACCUCUUGCUGAGCCAUCAUUACCAUGGAAACCCCGAGCCAGAAACGCACCAGCCGUGGUGCUGCCUCCCCGACCCGCAUCAGCAGGCUGCAGGAGAAGGAAGACCUGUGCAACCUCAAUGACCGCCUGGCUGUCUACAUCGACAAGGUGCGCUCGCUGGAGUCUGAGAACGCCGGACUCCGAAUGCGCAUCACCGAGUCGGAGUCCACGAUCACCCGCGAUGUGUCGGGCAUAAAGGCGGCCUAUGAGGCAGAGCUGGCCGACGCCCGCAAGACCCUGGACCAGGUGGCCAAGGAGCGAGCUCGCAUGCAGCUGGAGCUGAGCAAGAUCAGGGAGGAGCACAAGGAGCUCAAAGCCAGGAACAGUAAGAAGGAGUCUGACCUGGAGGCGGCGCUGGCCAGGCUGAGGGACCUGGAGGCCCUGCUGAACUCUAAAGAUGCUUCCCUCUCCACUGCCUUGGGAGAGAAGCGGACCCUGGAGGCUGAAGUAAAGGACCUCAAGGCCCAGCUGGCCAAGUUGGACGGGAGCUUAGCCGAUGCCAAGAGGCAGCUGCAGGAUGAGAUGCUGAGGAGAGUGGACGCCGAGAACCGCCUGCAGACCGUGAAGGAGGAACUGGAGUUCCAGAAGAACAUCUACAGCGAGGAGCUGCGCGAGUCCAAGCGUCGGCACGAGUUAAGCGUUGUGCAGAUAGACAGCGGGCGGCAGCAGGAGUUUGAGAGCAAGCUGGCCGAGGCCUUGGUCGAGAUGAGAGCCCAACAGGAGGAGCAGGUCCGCCUCUACAGGGAGGAGAUCGAGAAGACCUACAACUCUAAGCUGGAGAAUGCUCGUCAUUCAGCUGACAGGAACAGCCACUUGGUGGGAGCCGCUCAUGAAGAGCUGCAGCAGACCCGUGUACGAUUGGAGGGCAUGUCAGGCCAGCUCAGCCUGCUGCAGAAACAGCUGGCAGCGAGCGAGUCCAAGGUGCGGGAGCUGGAGGAGGCCCUGUCGAGGGAGCGGGACAUGAGUCGGCGGCGGCUGGAGGAUAAAGAGCGGGAGAUGGCUGAUAUCCGAGCUCGGCUGAUGCUGCAGCUGGAGGAGUACCAGGAGCUGCUGGACAUCAAACUGGCCCUGGACAUGGAGAUUAAUGCUUACAGGAAGCUGCUGGAGGGAGAGGAGGAGAGGCUGCGUCUGUCACCUGGCGGCACCACAAAGGUCACAGUGGCACGGACCUCCGGCUCAGCCCACAGCCACGCCAGCCGGGUGCUCUCCGGCUCAGGCCACAGCCACAGCACCCGCGUGGUCCACUCCUCCGGCACUGGCACCCCCGCUGCAGGCGCCACGGCGGCGGUCACGGCCUCCAGCAGCCGCAACUCCUCCGGCACAGCCAGCGCCAAGAAGCGGCGCCUCAAUGACAACGACAGCGAGAGCUCCAGCAUGGUGGGGGGCACUGUGACCAAGACUCGCAUUAGUCAGAACGCCUCAGCCAGCGGCCGCGUCACAGUGGAUGAGGUCGACCUGGAGGGCAAGUUUGUCCGUCUCAGCAACAAGGCUGACGAGGACCAAUCUCUGGCCAACUGGCAGGUGAAGAGACAAGUAGGUAAUGCCAGCGCCAUCAUCUACAAGUUUCCUACCAAGUUCACUCUGAAGGCCGGAGGAACUGUCACUAUCUGGGCUGCAUCUGGCGGUGGAACCCACAACCCCCCCUCUGACCUGGUGUGGAAGAACCAGAGCUCCUGGGGCACCGGCGACCUCCUGCAGACCACCCUCAUUAGCGCCAACGGAGAGGAAAUGGCCAUGAGGAAAGUGACCCGCACCCUGUUCCAUGAAGAUGAAGAUGACGACAUGGGGGCCCACAGCACGAGCGGCGCAGACAACGAGUACAACCUGCGGAGCCGCACCGUGAUCUGCGACUCCUGUGGGCAGACGCAGGACCGCUCGGGUGUUUGCAGCAGCGGGGGUCUACCUGAAGGCCUCAUGGGACAUUCCUUUUUCAUGGGGACCAACGAGCCCAGACAGGGUCGGGCUAAGCCGGAGAACUGCUCCAUCAUGUAAAAACCAGACGGCACCUCACCUGAACCCCCCACCACCUCCUGCAACCCACAAAGGAGAAACAUGAUUUUCUCCUGCUGGGUUGUUUGUCUUUAUUAUUUUUUCUUUUUUAUAUGGUCUUAUUUUGUAUUCAGAUUAAUCUGCAGGUUAGAAUUGCUUUGAGGUUUUUGGGCAAAGGGCACAGGAUUUUCAUAUUCAGCUUUUGAGUUGGUAUAUUCAAGUUACGUUAUUGCAUGUGUGCUGUGCUAAUGCUCGUCCUGCUUUUUCUUGCACAUUCUCUCCACACACACACACACACACACACACACACACACACACACACACACACACACACACACACACACACACACACACACACACACACACACACACACACACACACACACAGCUCUAUUGACCAGUGCUUGUGCUUUGAUCCGAGCCGGGGUUUCACAUUUAAUGGCCAUGCUGUCAUCACUCAACACGCACAGCUAGUGAACCCUGUC